AUGCCACCCAAAAAAGAACAUAAACACGAAGUAAACGACAAAGUAUUAUGCAAACACGGGCUAUACUUCUAUGAGGCAAAAAUCAUAGAAGUGGAAGAGGUGGAUGGGGAAAUGGUUUACUUGGUGCAUUACCAAGGAUGGCAUAAACGCUACGAUGAACGCAUUCGACAAUCGCAAUGUCCAGACUAUUUUCUGCCGCUCACGGAGGCGAAUAUCGCCAAAGCGAAGGCGGAUAUUCAGGAAGCCACCUCGGCAAAAACGAAGCGGAAACGAGCAAAGUUAGAGGACGACGACACAAGAAAAAGUGAGACCGGCAGUCGAGCGUCAACGCCGAGUGAUCGCGCAGGUAGUAGCACUCAUGCUCCCAGCACUCACAGCGACCGCCGAGCUUCCUCCGUUAAACACGAAUCUUCUUCGCGGAAAGCUGCAAGAGAUACAUGUGCUAUUCGUAUUCCGGCUGACCAACUAGGUCCAGAAAUCGACGCACAGCUGGAGCAGCUGAGCAACCUUCCGAAAUUGAUUAAAAAUAUCCUGGUAAAUGAACAUGACGCCGUGGUGAACCAUGGAAAACUCGCUAAUUUGCCUGCAAGAGUUACAGUGUACGAUAUAGUGGGGAAGUAUGUUGAGUUUACAAAGUCACGUUACGGCGAUAAAGAAAUAGAAAUCGAGCAUGACGGUGGUGUAACGUAUCUAUCCGGAAAUGAUAUGCUGAUUAGUACGGCGAAGGCGUUGCGAGACUAUUUUGACAUUCUGUUACCUUAUCAACUUCUGUACAAAUUUGAAAGGCUACAAUUCAAUACGUUGGCUAAGAAAGAACAAGAGAAAUUUGACGCCGAACAGUUGCAAUCUCAAGAGGUGACGCCCCGUCGUCUACGCAAGUCAUCGCGUGAAGUGAAAACGUCGUUGCCGUUGUCCGUGUACGCUCAAAUCAUGGAUGGCGGCCCUCUCCGCCCGGACAUGAUCCGUCCAUCGAAGUUUUAUGGUCUUGCACAUUUACUGCGUAUGUUCGUGAAGCUACCUGCCCUCCUUCGUCUCGUCCCAUGUGGCCAAGCUGGACUUAUAGAACGGAUCGCAUGUGUUCAUGAUUUUAUAGCGUUUGUUAGGCAAAAUGCUCCUUUCAUACUGGAUUUAAACGUUGAUUAUAAGGAAGCGGGAAAUCCUACUCGAAGUCGAGCAAGCACGGAUUCAGACAUGUUGUACUCGGCGCAGGCUGCUGUGGAGUACGAUGCAAGCGACACCACUGCACCACACAGAGCGAGACUGUAUCAUCUCUUCGGGCUCAUCGAUAAAGAAUUUGAAUCGUUGUUCGCAGAGAACUGUGCUCUUCGUGCCAAGAUCGAAGCGCUGGAAACAGGAGCCGAUGGUGACGUCUCUGUCCUUCAAUCAGAGUCGUUCACCGCGACCAACGAAAGCAUAAAGGGAGGCGGUGGCAGAAAAGCUAUGCAUGUAGGGCAGAAGCUACGAACUGCUCUAAGAGGACCUCCUGGUCGACUAGUGUUCAAAGUAGGUGGUGGAGAUGGCGAGCGAUUUCGACUGACACGUCGAUUUGAUGGUCAUCGCGAUGGAGUUUGGCAUGUGACAGCGGAUGCGACGCGAAGUAUAUGUGCCAGUGCGAGUGCAGAUCAAACUGCACGAAUAUGGUCGCUGAACACUGGUGCAUGUCUCUACACAUAUAUCGGUCAUACUGGGUCGGUGAAUUGUGUAGCAUUCGCGCCACAGCCAGAAUCUUCCUCGGGAGAGCUUACUGUAGCCACGGCGAGCGGUGACGAGUCGGCACAUAUCUGGAAAGUUUCUAUCGGCUCACAGAUGGUACUGAGUUCUGACGACGACGAGGACGAUAAGGCUGGACCGGACAGCGGUGCAGGCGAGAGCGACGCUGCUCCGCCGCAGUCAACUACGGAAGGCGCCCGUGUGAAAACUGCACUCAUGCGACUGACCGGACAUACUGGGGUGGUCAUCGGAUGCGAUUGGUUGGCAGGAGCAAGCCAGCUGAUCACUGCAAGCUGGGAUCGCACGGCCAACAUUUACGAUGUUGAGCGAGGUGAAGUACUGAACAUACUUAGUGGUCACGAAAUGGAACUUAAUCACUGUUCCGCCCAUCCAAGCCAAAAACUUGUCGUCACAUCAUCAAAAGACUCCACCUUUCGGUUGUGGGAUUUCCGAGAAACCAUUCAGUCGGUGGCGGUUUUCCAGGGACAUCAGGACUCUGUGAGUUCUGUAGCGUUUUCAACGGGUGACAGAAUUGUGUCCGGCAGCGAUGACCGAACGGUUAAAGUUUGGGAUCUCCGCAACAUGCGCAGCGCGAUAUCCACUAUAAGACUGUCGUCAGCUGCAAACCGCUUAUCAGUAAGCCGAAGUCAUGGAGCAAUAGCGAUACCACUCGACAAUCGUCAUGUUCGCAUUUACGAUCUGGCUGGAAAUCGCCUACCACGAGUGCCAAAUCGGCGGUGUCAUUCUCGCAUGUGUUGCUGGAUGGAAAGUGACAUUGGCAAAAGAAUGAGGAUGUGCAUUCUAGCUUUAUAA
Molecule: messenger RNA, 2523 nt
Organism: Necator americanus (New World hookworm)
Lineage: Eukaryota; Metazoa; Nematoda; Chromadorea; Rhabditida; Ancylostomatidae
Exons: 18
Coding region: 1-2523 (840 amino acids)
Biological process (GO): regulation of DNA-templated transcription; chromatin organization
Cellular component (GO): nucleus; NuA4 histone acetyltransferase complex
Molecular function (GO): protein binding
Source: RefSeq, a predicted model, not a curated record